GAAAAAAUGGCGCCUGAUUGAUUAAUUUUGAAUUUGAAAAAUAUUUCUAUCGCCCUUAAGACUGUGUAGUAAUCGAGAUUAACGUACAUACUGUAGAUAAAUUAGUUGAGAGCCUUGAUCCCUUACACACUUUGUAUUUCAACGAUAUUCAGAUAUGGACAAGAAUCAAUCACCGCUUUUCCGACAUAUUUAUUAGUGUACUUCUAGUUAAAGGCAUGCUGUAGCAAUCCAUCACUUUCGACAAGUGAACCAACAACAAACGUAAAGUCGGUGGUCAAACUAACUUAGGAGUACUCGACACAUCACUGGCAACAUGAUUAUCCUGGCAUUGUUAAUGAGCAUGGCUGUUGCCAUUGACACCAGGAGUGGGAAAAAACUCGUAUUGGAUGCUGCUGCACAAGCUGCAUGUAUAACAACCCAAGGCUAUUUAAGCAGUGAUUUUACGGACGACCCCGAAGCAGACUGCUGUUCAUUCAUCGUGUGUAGUGCUCCUCAUUUGAACAAAACGGGCUUCCUCGGUAAAUGCAUGGGAGGCACCGUAUGGAAUACAGAUCUUUCAGUUUGCGAUGAUCCAAAAUAUUUUCCAAGUUGUGACCCUGCUGACUGCACUGUUCCUGUAAGGACGACGGCUUUGUGUGGAGACUUGGAAGACGGAACUUGCUGUGUCGGAGGGCGAGAACCAGUUUACACAGUCCUAAGUGAUAACAGUUACUCACUGUCCGAUGGCAAACCACAAUUCUGCCCCCUGGGACAAGUGUUCAGUACGUCAGACUGCUGCUGCGAAUUUGAAUAUGUUGUUGAUCCUCGUUGUGAAACUGAGCUGUACAUUGCCGAUCCUGAUAACGAGUGUUGUGGAUUCCUCCAAUGCUUUGCUAAUAAGACAGGAACGGUUGCUAUAGAAUGCAGGCCACCCUCCGUAUGGAAUGACGUCAACAAGACAUGUGACCUUGCAACCAACGUCAUGGAUUGCAUGAACGCGUAUUGCGGAGAUGAGGUGACUGAUCUCCCUUGCCCACCCACAUUAGGAGAAGACCAAUGUUGUAUUGCUGGUAUUGUGUAUGACGUCAUUGACGACAUAACAUACAGAGACUCCGGCUCUGAUAGGGUCAACUGCUGCCCUGUCGAUGAUAUGAGUGAAGUACAACUAGUCUUUAGCAAGGAUGAUUGCUGCUGUGAAGUCCCGGAUGAACCUUAAGCAUUUAGAAUAUGAUGUUAAAAGCACUGUCUACAUCGUAGUUUAAAUAAAUUCCUUUUAAUUUAAAGGCCUCGUGUUAAGUUUGAAAUAAUGG
Messenger RNA from Owenia fusiformis, 1289 nucleotides. Lineage: Eukaryota; Metazoa; Annelida; Polychaeta; Sabellida; Oweniidae. The record is from the annotation of a GenBank genome assembly.